This is a messenger RNA of Caenorhabditis sp. 36 PRJEB53466, 305 nucleotides long. NCBI's taxonomy places the organism in Eukaryota, Metazoa, Nematoda, Chromadorea, Rhabditida, Rhabditidae. The record is from the annotation of a GenBank genome assembly.
AUGAACGACCGGUCGUACCGAGCACCACGAACCCCACCGCCUCCACCGAACAGCCCAGUCUACUUUGUCCCGGAUGGUAAGGUUUUUGAACUUCUUUUGUACAUACCUUUGCUCGUUUUCCAGAUGACGUCGCCAAUGCUUUCGUCAUGGAAAUCGUGUCGAAAAGUGUGGGAGAGAUUCUGGAGAAGAUCAUCAAGUACCGAGAGGCCAGCAAGAUAGAGGCGGAAGUUUUGAAGGAGAUGAAGAGAAAGAACCUCGACGAGAUCAUCAAAAAUAUUAAAAAUAAUUGUCGGACUCAGCAGUGA